Messenger RNA from Exophiala xenobiotica, 2772 nucleotides. RefSeq lists its product as uncharacterized. The transcript is spliced from 7 exons. Bases 1 to 2772 code for a protein of 923 amino acids. Gene Ontology annotation, molecular function: heme binding; oxidoreductase activity, acting on paired donors, with incorporation or reduction of molecular oxygen; iron ion binding. The record is from RefSeq and is a predicted model, not a curated record. Lineage: Eukaryota; Fungi; Ascomycota; Eurotiomycetes; Chaetothyriales; Herpotrichiellaceae.
AUGUUUUCAAUGAUUGAUACUAGUGCACGAGGACUCGGCGCCUACGGCCUGAUACUACUCGUGCUAGCAUUCGCAGGCUAUGUCGUGCGCCAGGUGUUCUUCCACCCCCUCAGCGACAUUCCAGGGCCCCUACCGGCCAAGCUGACUCGCUGGUGGCAAGCUUAUGAGGUCUGGUCAGGAGCCGCCGAGAAGACAGAAAUUGCUCUUCACGAAAAAUAUGGUGAGGACGGCUCCCUCUCAUCAGCUGGCGAAGGAACAGGACUCGUUAAUCAUGAAUCAACAUUUGUAGGAUCCCUGGUGCGUGUAGCUCCGAAUCAGGUCAGCAUCUCGGACCCGGAAGCUAUCAAAUUGAUUUAUGGGCCAAAUUCUCGUUUCCCAAAGACCGAUAUGUAUGCCGCUUGGAAACAUGGAUACGACAACAUGUUCACUUACCGAGAUGAGAAAGAACACGCAAAGCACCGCCGAGCCGUCGGGAACGCCUAUACGAUGAGCUCCGUCCUGGAUUCCGAAGUAUACAUUGAUCAAUGCUCGGAUCUAUUCGUGCAAAGACUGGGGGAGAUGGCUCAAGCCGGGCAGACAGUCGACCUGGGUCACUGGUUGCAGAUGUACGCGUUUGACGUCGUGACCGAGUUGUUCUAUGGCAAGGCCUUCGGUCUGAUGGAGGGCCGACAGGACUUUGGAUGGUUUGAGCUGCUCGAAGGCGUCGUUCAAGCCGUUGCUAUUAUGGGGAUGAUACCUUACGUCGUGUCGUUCUAUCAUAUGCCGUUGUGGCAGAAGAUAUUUCCUGGAGUCAAGGAGGCCAAUGAAAAGCAAUUCAAGAUGAUCUCGGUCGCACAAGAAAGAGUGGCAGAGCGGAUGAAGGCCAAAGGCGGACGGAGAGACAUGAUGGAAAAGUUCAUUGAGCGACAUCGAGAGAGCCCAAACGAUAUGACAGUCCAGUGGAUCGAGAUGGAAGCUGUCGUGGCUUUAUUUGCAGGGUCCGACACAACGGCCUCCGCACUGCGAAGUGUAUUCUACUAUCUGCUGAAGAAUCCGUCAACCUAUGAGACUCUGCGAAAGGAAAUCGACGACAUGGAUGCUCAGCGUGAAUUGUCCCCCAGAGUCUCUUUUGCCGACAGCAACAAAAUGCCAUACCUUCUCGCGGUCUGCAAAGAAGCCAUGCGACUGAAUCCUUCCGUUGGCCUUGGUCUCCCUCGCUAUGUCCCACAAGGAGGAAGAGAGAUUUGUGGACGGUAUUUCCCGGAAGGGACUCGUGUAGCCAUCAACGCCUGGGUAGUCCACCUCGAUGAGAAAGUCUUCGGUCGCGACCCCAAAGCAUUCCGUCCAGAGCGUUGGUUGGAAGGUGACGCAAAGGUCAUGGACCGGUACAUGUUCCAGUUUGGCUCCGGUAGUCGCACGUGUACCGGCAAAAACAUUGCCAUUCUACAGCUGCAGAAGGUCGUUCCGGAGAUCCUCCGCCGGUUUGAUAUUUCGCUGGUGGAGCCGAACAAAUCCUGGAAGACGAUCAAUCAUUUCUUUGUGAAGCAGGAAGGCUUGAAUGUCAAUCUUCGAGAGCGAUCCGACGUCGACAUCAUCAUAACCCAACUCGCGGAACGUAACAUUGUCGUGCGGAUGGAGUCGGCGUACCCUCCUUUUGCAGGCAUUUACGAGCCGCAAGGGUUGAAGAAGUUGAUUUACGGAUCCGGCGUGGUGAACGAGCAGCUCGGCUCGUGCCUUCCUGGGCCAUCCUCAAAGGCCUUCGUAGUUACUGGCACUUCCCUGGCAACGAAGACACCACUCAUCGAAGAGAUAGAGGAGCUCUUGACUCCCGAGCGCCAUGCAGGGACUUUUGCCGGUAUACAGGAGCACAACCCUGAAGGGCCCUUGCAGAAAGCUCUCGCCCAAGUCAAAGGAGACGCCACAAUUGACACCAUCAUCAGCGUUGGAGGAGGGAGCCCCAUAGACGCAGCCAAGUCUAUCAUAUUCAACAUUGGCACGGAGGAUGGAAGAUGGUUAACUCACAUCGCGAUACCAACGACACUCGGUGCAGCGGAGUGUACAGAUCUUGGAGGCACAACGAUGGCAGACGGAAUGAAAAAAGGGAUCCGAAAUCCGAAUGUUAUCCCUCAUUAUAUUCUAUAUGAUCCCCAUUUCGGUCUGUAUACGCCACCACAGUUGUUCAUGAGCACUGCUAUCCGCGCCUUGGAUCACGCCGUGGAACUACAAUACCAUCCAUCUGCGACCUGGCAUUGUCGAGUUAUGUGCUUGAGAGCCAUAUCAGCCUUGUUCGACCUACUACCUAAAUACAAGGCAAAUCCAAAGGAUGAAGAUACCAUCGUCCGGUUGUUUCUUGCAGCAUAUGCGAGUCUAGGGUUCGUCGGGCGGAAUUUGCAAGGUUCGCUCGGUCUCAGCCAUACUGUGGGCUACUCAGUGGGCAGUCCAUACGGCAUCCCCCACGGCAUCACCAGCUGCAUGACCCUAGGCCCAAUUGUAAAGCUGAAGGCUAGAUUCGAGAAGGAAGAUGCAAAGCAGAUAGCGGCCAUUCUGCCAGUCAUCGGUGGAUCCGAGUCUAACGAUCCGGUCCACGACUGCGAGCUUGUUGGCGACAAAAUCAUCAGGCUGGUUUCUGACUUGGGUUUGUCAACCACACUGACACAGUGGAAGGUGGAUCGCGAUCAGGUGGACAUAAUUUGUGCCCGCGCCACUGGCGCCUGGAUGCCAGGAGAGAGCAAGCAGGAAAAGGAGCCCGGAUACGAUUUAGCAGUCCGGGAGGUUAUUGAGAGCUUGUAUUGA